Syngnathoides biaculeatus (alligator pipefish) is the source of this 1644-nucleotide messenger RNA. RefSeq names its product cellular communication network factor 4a (gene ccn4a). The transcript has 6 exons. Gene Ontology annotation, cellular component: extracellular matrix; extracellular region. The record is from RefSeq and is a predicted model, not a curated record. Gene Ontology annotation, molecular function: heparin binding; integrin binding. NCBI's taxonomy places the organism in Eukaryota, Metazoa, Chordata, Actinopteri, Syngnathiformes, Syngnathidae. Bases 371 to 1471 code for a protein of 366 amino acids. Gene Ontology annotation, biological process: signal transduction; cell adhesion.
CUGAUCUAAAGAAAAAAAAAUGUUUGGCUCAUUGGCGACCAAAGUGAAAUCGCCAUCCGCCAUCUUGAUCCUCCCAAAACAAGCAUGCCGACCUCUACGUUCAUCGCCAGUUUCGUGGCUGUGAGAAAACAUUCCACAGUGAGGUUCCCUAAAGGGGACAUGCUGUUUUCUGGACCCCGAAGACACACCUAUUUGGAGACGACGUGAAGCCGAGCGGCCGUUGCGUAAUAACGGCAGCGCUCCAGGGCCUUCUUUUCCAACGGCUGCUCGUCAAUUUUCUGCUCUCUCCCCCGCUGGCACUUCCAGAAGGAUCUUUGACUCCCCCCCCCCCCCCUCCCCUCCCCUUUUACUCAGAGAAGCAUUCCAAAGCAUGACAGCGAUCGCCAGGAUUUCUCGACUCUGUCAUCAUUUCAGAGUCGGCGCGGCCAAGCCAGGCAAAACGCGAUCCUUUUGUGGCUCCUCCCGGAAUUCCACCGCCGCGCCGCCGACCGGCGAGGCCUACGACCGCACGCAAUACUGCCGGUGGCCUUGCGAGUGUCCCGCCGAGCCCCCCGCCUGCCCGCCGGGCGUGAGCCUCCUGACGGACGGCUGCGACUGCUGCAAGACGUGCGCCCGGCAGGCGGGCGAGGAGUGCAACGAGGCGGACAUCUGCGACCACCACAAGGGGCUGUACUGCGACUACAGCUCGGACAAGCCGAGGUACGAAAAGGGCUCGUGUGCAUACAUGGUCGGCACGGGCUGCGAGCACGACGGCGUCAUCUACCGCAACGGCCAGAGCUUCCAGCCCAGCUGCAAGUACCAGUGCGUGUGCGUCAACGGCGCCAUCGGCUGCGUGCCGCUCUGCACCGAGUCCAGGCCGCCCCGCGUCUGGUGCCAGAACCCGCGCCGGGUCAAAGUGCGAGGACGCUGCUGCGAGGAGUGGAUCUGUGACGAGCCCAAGAGGGGGCGCAAGACGGCGCCCAGACACGCCGUGGAGGCGCCCCCUGCUGAGCUGAGCGGCUGGCACGAGAACUGCGUGAGCCAGACCACGUCGUGGAGUCCCUGCUCCAAGACGUGCGGUCGCGGCCUGUCGCUGCGCGUCUCCAACGCCAACCGGCGCUGCGAGCCGGUCAAGGAGUCGCGCCUGUGCACCCUGAGGCCGUGCGACGCGGACAUCGCCAAGACCAUCAAGGCGGGCAAGAAGUGCGUCAACGUGUACCGCGAGGAGCAGCCGUCCAACAUGAGCAUCUCGGGCUGCACCAGCACCAGGCAGUACCGGCCCAAGUUCUGCGGCGCGUGCACGGACGAGCGCUGCUGCAUCCCGUACAAGUCCAAGACGGUGCCGGUGGAGUUCUCGUGCCCCGACGGGUCCACCUUCUCCUGGAAGAUGAUGUGGGUCCAGGCCUGCUUCUGCAACCUCAGCUGCAAGAACCCCAACGACAUCUUCGCCGAGCUGGAGAAUUACUACGGCUACCCCGAGGUCAUGAACUGACCCCGGUCCGGAACCGGGCCUUCCAAUUCGGUUGCUCUUUGUAAGUCUUUGACUUUUUUCCUAUUGGAAAAAUAUGUAAAUAACGACGCGACGUAUUUCCGCCAGGGAUUCGUGAAGCGGUCGAAAAGAAAUUUUAAUUUUUUUUUUUUCUUUUUUUACCCUUUAGAGGACAU